AUGUUGGAGAAAGGAAGAGCUUUGCUUUGGUCCAGAAUGAAGGGUUAUCGGCAGCCCGUUCUAGAACUUCGGACCGUUGACCAUGCACUCGCCGACAGGUUCGAGACGGUCAGCGAUCAGUUGGAGAAACUUGCCACGUCACAAUCACGUUUGGCACCCGAUGCGUUAGAACCUGCUCCACGAUUUGGCGCUGCGCGGGAUAAAAAGUUGAAGCAGCAGCGUGUUCUGUCGGCUGAAUGGGACGACAUAGUCAAACAUAUACGCCAGAUUGAAGGGUUUUCAGACUUUCUACAGCCAGUGCCCUUUGAACGUCUCAAGCACGCCGCUGCGGAAGGGCCUGUCAUCGUAGUCAACGUCUCCUCGUACCGAUCGGAUGCUUUGAUUAUUCGAGAUAUCGCUUCUGGCCCCACCCUCGUUCCCCUCGCGGACUCAUUAUAUGACGAAGUCGGGGAGUUCUCUGACCAGCUCGACCAAGCUCGAGAAUCCUCUGCACUCGCAUUGUUAACCAUCGUCGAGUUCGUUUUGCGUUCUGUUUUUAUGUGCGUUUCGAGGGCACGCGGUCCUAGUGCGGUCCCGACGAGUGUUUCCAGAAUAAAAAAAGCUGCACUGCGCACGGUCGAUUCUACCAGUCGCACGAACACUCCACGACCAACAGAAACCCGCCAGAUCAUCACACGUGAACCCACUUGUCAUUGCUUUAAUAAAUAA
Heterobasidion irregulare TC 32-1 is the source of this 708-nucleotide messenger RNA. RefSeq lists its product as uncharacterized. The transcript has a single exon. Bases 1 to 708 code for a protein of 235 amino acids. The record is from RefSeq and is a predicted model, not a curated record. Lineage: Eukaryota; Fungi; Basidiomycota; Agaricomycetes; Russulales; Bondarzewiaceae.